Colossoma macropomum (tambaqui) is the source of this 1023-nucleotide messenger RNA. Its product is annotated as vacuolar ATPase assembly integral membrane protein vma21-like. The transcript has 3 exons. The record is from RefSeq and is a predicted model, not a curated record. The coding region runs from base 131 to 445 and encodes 104 amino acids. Lineage: Eukaryota; Metazoa; Chordata; Actinopteri; Characiformes; Serrasalmidae. Gene Ontology annotation, cellular component: endoplasmic reticulum membrane. Gene Ontology annotation, biological process: vacuolar proton-transporting V-type ATPase complex assembly.
CAUUAGAUGGCAGUACAGAGCGAUGACGUGGGGAAGAGCAUUGCUAUCAUGUGAUCCUAACUCGCUUCCUUAAAACACCUCAAAACAUCGUAGGACCUGUUUAUAUUAUUCAGGUGACUUUAAGAAGAAUAUGGAGGGGCUUGUCAAAACGUCUAUGAACCCAACAUCAGAAGUGGUCGCUGAUUUCAGAGGGAAUGAUGGAUCCAUGGUUUCUGCACUUAAAACGUUGCUGUUUUUUACAGUUUUAAUGGUUACUGUGCCAAUAGGGUUAUACUUUGCCUCAAAGGCAUAUAUCUUUGAAGGUUCACUGCAGAUGUCCAACACAGAUAGCUAUUUCUAUGCUGCUAUUGUAGCAGUUUUGGCAGUGCAUGUGGUCCUAGCCCUCUUUGUUUACGUAGCUUGGACUGAAGGUUCAUCACAGAGAAGGAAGGGCAAGCAUGAUUAGACCAGGGCAGUAAAUAUACAUCUUCAUCUGCAUUGCCAAACUGACCUUUAUUGUCAGUGAGGGUAGUGAAAGGUUAAAGUUGACAGUAGUAUUAAGCUUUUAGGAAGUAUUUACUUGCAGUGGUUAAUAUGUGUUUGGGUACAAAAUACAAAGGCUAAAAAAAUUGACAAAAGACAACAAAAAAUUUAAGUAACUAAGUCUUUUUUUUCAUGCAGUUGUUUUUUUUCUAUGAUUUGUCAUUUUGGGAUGCAACAGUUUCAGAAUUCUGAAUCAGUGCCAAAAUAUUACUUACAGUAUUAGGUGAUGACACCCAGUGAUGACACCCAUGUCAUCACCGGUGCUGACAUUUUUGGUUUAUUACAUCUGAAUCAUAAAUAUGGAUAAUUGAUCACUUUAAAUUGGUUCACAUAAAUACAUACAUUUAACAAGUGGAUGACAAGUGUGUCUGAUGCAAAUAAAGGGUGUUUAACGUGUGUGUUUGGAUAUUUGUUUUAUUGAUGUGCAGACACUCCACAUUUCGUUGAAUGUGUUGUUUGUGAACUAUUGUGAUCAGGACCCAAUUAAAAUAUGUGGCAGUU